Molecule: messenger RNA, 1600 nt
Organism: Harmonia axyridis
Lineage: Eukaryota; Metazoa; Arthropoda; Insecta; Coleoptera; Coccinellidae
Product: basic helix-loop-helix transcription factor amos-like
Exons: 1
Coding region: 751-1284 (177 amino acids)
Molecular function (GO): protein dimerization activity
Source: RefSeq, a predicted model, not a curated record
CAAAGCUCAUCAUCCGAGAAUCAAUGCGAUCGACGCACCGAAAAGGCAAGAGCCAUUAAAUCACCUCGGGAUCAGAUCAAAAGCGGCGACCGAGGGCGCUCUCUGUCAGGUGUGAAAUAUGACCCACACCGUCUUACGGUGGCAACCAGAUCAUACGUAUACGACUCCGCUGGUCCCUUCUUUGAUUUAACACUUGCUAGGAGCUGGUCAUCUUCAGUUAGAUCUCGACUACCGAUGCGAGAGAUCCUUGCACCCAACACACACACACCAGUUCUUGUUCCGUGUCAGCUUUCAAAGCUACACACGCGAGUGGCAGUGAAUGUGAGACGUACCAGAGUACGCUUCUGCUGAUGGUCUACUUACGAUGCGAUCGUGACCAGUCGGGGAAAUAAAAACAUUAAGGCUUGCCGUCUUAGACACGCGUCACGGACAGUUCGCCGUUUCUUCAAAUAGGAUCGGACAAGGACGUUUUUGCCUGCUUAUGGUAGAGGAUUAUGGUAGUGCGUACGAAAACGACGACCUAAUAGGUCUAGAGAAGAAAGUCUUCAUUUCAGGGGAACAACAAGAGAACGGUAUGUCGCAGAUGGCGGAUUUCAUGAUGAAGAUCUCGUUCUUCGAACUUCACUGAUCGAUCUUUGUCACAUACGACAGGUUUUUCUGGUGCAACAACACCUGGUUGGGCGUAAAUAAAAUUUAUGGACUGGUGGUGCACCAAUUCCAACAAUAAUGAAACGCUCAUACUAGCCAAGAAUGAUGUUUUUGAACCACAACGAUUAUCAGCACAUGUCCAACGAUACGUCUCUAGAUGGGUACACCUCGCCAAGGGUCUCUUCGCCCGACAGCCACUACAAUUUGAAGGUGUCCAGUCCGUCGUCCAUAGCGUCGGAUCCAGGGAUGUCCUCCCAGAGGUAUACCUCGAACUACACGCAUUGGGGCCACGAAUACUAUGGCAAGAACAAUAACAUCUACAGCGACAAGUACGAUUACGACAGGUAUCGAUGUCAGUCUGCAAACUCUCUAAAUUAUCAGCACUACAAGGAGGGCGAAGGUAAGGACACGAAGAAGAAGAGCCAACCUCAGGCAGGGAUGGAAGUUAUGAAGAAGAGGAGGUUGGCUGCUAAUGCAAGGGAGAGAAGGAGGAUGAACAGUCUGAACGAUGCUUUUGACAGGUUGAGGGAUGUUGUACCGUCGCUAGGUAACGAUAGGAAGCUGUCGAAGUUUGAGACCCUUCAGAUGGCUCAGACAUAUAUCGCAGCUUUACACGAACUGCUUCAGAGAGAUUGAGGUAGGAGUUUUUAAGGGUUUUCGAUAAAAUCAUUCCCGUAAUUUUCUAGCGAAAAUUAUAUUGGAUGUUGAUAAGGGAUCUUUCAGAGUAUCUGAUUAUAGCAAAUGUAGGAUAAUGGGAAUAGAGAUGAUUUGGUAGUAAUUGAUUUUGAAGGGUUUGCGUGGAAGAUUCAAACAACGUUUGAACGUUUAAUUUUAAAUAAGAAGGCGUUGAACUAGCGACAGUGAUACUGUCAAAUAUUCAUAAUAUCAUAAAACUACUCACUUUUUCUCAUAUUAUUAAUUUCCUAUUCAGAAAGUAAAAGAAAUGAAGAAC